AUGGUCGGUGCCUUUGCCAAGCUUGCACCUGAAGUUCGCCUGAUGAUAUACCGGGAGGUUGUCAAACAGGACACUCCCAUUCGCGUCUCCAAGGACAGCCCGGGACUUGACAUACUCAGAACAUGUCGUCUGUUCCGCGAUGAAGGUACCGAGGCCUAUUACCAGGAAAACACAUUCCUGGUGACCGAUGCCACCUCGGCUCUGAUGUGGUUGCCUCGAGUAGAGAAGUACGCCAAACACAUCCGGAAUCUCCAGCUCGAGGUGGACGUCUCGCCCAUUGACCCGAUGCAGUGGGGUCUAUUGGGCCACGACAACGGCCUGGGUUUCAUAUACGACCCAGAAUGGAAGCAAGUUGUCGACAUCCUUGCCAGGGCAUUCCCGCGGUUGGAGACGCUCGGCCUGAUCGUCGUCGCACGAAGAUUGCAACAUAUGCACCCGGGUGCUGAGCCCAGGAGUCACCGAUACAACGACCUUGCAACAGAGCUCGGGAAUUUCCAGCAAGGUCAAGAGGAUACCUGCCUCGACGUGCUUAGACAAGCAUGUCCUAAAUUUCUGUCGCUCCGAAUAGCCUCCGGCUUCGACAUGGAUUGGGCGGUCCACUGGAGCCAUAGCUUUCAACUGGUCAGGCGCGAGACGGUGAUGGCUGACGAGCAGCUUGGAAGUCUCACGUGGUAUGACUUGUGCGACAUAGUAGAUUCCGGAGAAACCGAGCAGGAUUCGGAAGAAGAGGAUGAGAAUGAUGUCGCAGACAACCAGGAGAACUACGACGAGCUAAUGAUUGACGACGAUAUCGAAGGGAUCGAGGUCGACGAUGAAGACGACUAUGACGAGGAUCACAUCUAG
Messenger RNA from Pyricularia pennisetigena, 843 nucleotides. RefSeq lists its product as uncharacterized. The coding region runs from base 1 to 843 and encodes 280 amino acids. NCBI's taxonomy places the organism in Eukaryota, Fungi, Ascomycota, Sordariomycetes, Magnaporthales, Pyriculariaceae. The transcript has a single exon. The record is from RefSeq and is a predicted model, not a curated record.